Molecule: messenger RNA, 10303 nt
Organism: Hermetia illucens (black soldier fly)
Lineage: Eukaryota; Metazoa; Arthropoda; Insecta; Diptera; Stratiomyidae
Product: protein FAM117B-like
Exons: 6
Coding region: 265-1329 (354 amino acids)
Source: RefSeq, a predicted model, not a curated record
AUGACAAGUCGGCUCGGUUCAAUUUUCGAAUAUCGAAAGAUGUAGGGAAGAAUAAAAAGUUAGACGUCUGUCAGAGAUUUUUCGUAAUUUUUGGAUUAAUUUUUCUUUAGAGCAAAUCAUAAAAGUUACAUAGUAUUGGAAUCUGAUUUUUUCGAAACAAUUAUGACGCUAAUCAGUCGGGUUGCUUUAGAAUAGUUCGUGCAGCUUCGGACGGCAGACACUCGACACGACUCGGAAGAUUUGUAGAUUUGCGCUAGCCGCAAAAUGUCCAGUCGCGUUCGAAAAUACUCGGAAGGUCUACCGCAAAAGGUUGGCCCUCUGAAAGCCACUUUGCCCAUAACUUCUGUGCUGCGCGGACCACUUCAUCAGAACAGCAGCAACUUCCAUCUACUGCCGGCGCUGUCUCCACCGAUGCGGCACAUAUCGCCUGACUGCUCACUUUACGGACAGCGUAGUCCUAGUGCCAAUGAUUUUAACGGCGCUGCAGACGCUUCGAUCAGACGAACAGCCUCCUUAGAUGCUCUUUACACUCGCCCCACGUGGAGCCUUGGCCAUGUUUCCACAGUUCUUCAUCUGGAUAAAGCGACACAGACGGACGAAUCAUAUAUCGAGAAGCAGAAAAGCUCCGGCGAAUGGUCGUUCGCAAAAGGGUCGGACACAGCUUCCUCCUCGCCCGACAUCAAGAUCGAGAAAGUGAUCCGACAACGGUGGCAGAGGGUGCAGCGCGGGGAACACUCAGUCAGUUCGCAAACUCUCAGUCCGGCUCAUGGAUCUUCGGCAAGCCCGGUUAUGAUACCACAACACCACCUGCACGCCAACUCACAGAUGCAUAUUCGCCCGAUGCGAAGUUCGGUGGAAGGAUUAAAUCAAGAGAUUGAAAAGUUGGUCUUAUUUACGGGACCCACUACACACUCCGGGCGCACGGAUUUAAUGUACUCGAGAGGCACCCCGGAGGGACAUCGAGCACCUCUAGCUGAACUGCUGACACACAGUAACGACACGCGGUCUGUUAACACGCAGACGCCAAUAGGAGAUAUAUCUUCUGAUGAUAGCCACAGUACAUCACCUGAAGAUGGUACAUCAAUGGCAAGCGCUUCGCCAAGAAUAAAUCGAUUCUUAGCAAGAGAACCUCCAGAUGGUUGUGAAAAAGUUAAUUUAAAGCUCACCGAAGCUGAUCAAGGUACAACCACACAUUUUAAACCGUGUGUAGGAUUUCAAUUACGCCCAUCUCUUGGCUCAGCCUUUCAACCGUUGCAGCCUAUAUCAUCGGCUGCACUCGCAUCAGAACUCGAUCCUGAAACAACGUCAGAUGAUGCCAAUGAACAAUAAUUGUUUUUAAGUAAAGUAAUAUAAAAGAGAAACUAAAAUAGACGGAGGGAAGAGAACUAAUACACUUUUGCUUAACAGACUAACUACUAGAAGUAAUUCGUUUUAUCCUCAUUUUAUUUAACGGAUCUAGAGAGAAGGACACAGGCUCCAAGCAAUCAAAAGGUUGCGUGACAUUGCUGAAGAAAUCAAUUCACUUUUCUUUUUAUCUACUUGCAUUUAAACCAAGAUCUUAUAUGUUUUCUUUGGGUACGUGAAGGAAAUAUUCUUUCUUAAUUCGUAGGAUUCGAAAUCAUGUAUGAGAACUCAAUUAAAAUGUUUCCGGGUGAAACGACAUGUUUGUUACUAUUCGCAAAAAAAGUAAAAAUUUGCAAAUUUGAAUAAAAUGAAAAACAAAACUGAAUGAUGGACUGAUGAGAUGCACUUAAAGUAUAUAAUUGUAAGACAAAACAAAAACACUUAGAAAUGAUGUGAUGUAAUUUUUUAUAUUUUUAUUGUAAAGUUAAGCGCUGUUUGAUACCAAAAUAAGAUAUGCAUAUAGAAAGGAGAGAAAGCGUGUUAUCUCAUAUUCUUAAUAAAGGAAAACAAAAUCAAAUAAUUCGAUAAAAAUCUUUUCUCAAAAUCAAAUCUUUUUUUUUGUACGUAUGUUAAUUGUAAUCAGAAUGAAGUGCAACGGUAGAAGCGGAACUUCUCAUUGAAACGAGAACGAACCAAUGUUUUCUUGACAAUAUUUUCCUUUGAAGAGGCUUUUCCAAUAUUCAAUUUACGAAAGCGGAAAUAUUAUAAAAUAUUCUCCAAUAAUAAAAUUUUCAAGGAAUCGUCUGUAUUUACUUGCUAACGUUGAAUGCAUAACUCGGCUCCUUCGACAUGUUUAAUUGAAGAUUAUCCUUCUGUUAAUGUGCACGUACGAAACUGGCACUUCCACUUGGGAACGGUCGUAAGAUGAUGUACUGAAAUCGAAGAAUAGUUUGAAAAAUCGUUUAAGUUUUGAUAAGUUCUCAGCCAAGGCCGCUGGAGAGUCUAGACUUUUCAAGAGAAAUAAGAACUGACGUAAAAUCACGAAAGAUGCCUCUUAUUUGUUAGAUGUCUUUGUUUUUGUGAUUAGAAUUAAUCUUUGUGACGAUAACACAUUUCUAUUGAGUCAAAUAAAGAAAUGGAACGAAUAAUGAAAAAAUAUGAAUUUAAAAUUUUUCUCUAGUAAUUACUGAUGAAAAUGAUGAUACAUAAUAAUGAUUAAUAUGAUUUUCCAAAUAUAAAUGUACAAAUAGGUUAAUGUGUCGUUAAGUAACCACAUUUAAGCAGAAAGAAAAGAAUUAACGAUUCUUGAUUAUUGUCGUUUAAAUGGUAUGAAUCUUCUGUAAUUUUCUCAAGCGCUUUGUUUGUAAUGAAUCGUUUUUUUUUUAUUAUUUUCAAAUUUAUUUCAAUACUUUGAAUCAGUUAUUGUAUAUUACCGUUGAAAUAGUGAAAAAUUGUUGACAUUAAUUUUUGUUAUAGUUACAAAUUUGUUCAUUUUUUAUUAUUUUUAAUUUUUGUUUGUCAAUGUCGCGACACGAAUAUGAGCGAAUAUUACUUUCUAUAGACGUAUGUAGUAUUUUCCGAUAUUCAAAUUUACUUUGGAUAAGGUCUCGACUGAUAUAAAUUUAAUCUGUGAAUUUUAUAAUGUUUUAUAGCCGAAAAUUGUUAGCCUACAAUUUCCAUAUUGUGCUAUUUACCUCUAUGUAUUUUCCCUUUCACGCGAAAUUUACAUUCACCAUCGUAAAAUGCAUUAAUUUCUAAACAAAAGAACUGUUCGGACAGGGUGAACAGCGUAUAAGAUACUUUCGCUUAAUAUCUCCCUUUUUCUCCAAAUUUUGCUCAGUUGAUCUUAGAACGACCAGAUUUAUAGCUUUAUAAUACUCGGAGUAAAUCUCAAGCAAUCGAUAUUUUGGGUUGAAGGCUAAAAAAUAACAAUUACUUAACGUGAAAAAUCGGCUUCGCAACUACGAGCUGUUGUGAGCUUACCACUUGUACAGCAUUAAGUGUAAUAAUAGCACAGGACCUCACGGAAUGAACAGGAGACACUAUAACUACGAGGGCGGUCAAUUAUUUGUCAAAAUAUGGACUAAAAAAAUGAAGUGAAACUAACAAUUAUUUUCUUCUUUUCAAUAUUGAUUCUAUUACAUUAGCUUAUACUAAGUGUAGUAAAAAGAAAUCCAUUAUUUUUGCAUAACGUGAAGGUUUUUACGUAUACCUGCACUUUCAAAUGAUAUAUUUAGGUUAAAUAUCCGUCAUUUUGUUCGAUAACUUGUUGCCAUUUUGAAGGUAAUAUUUUACGCCUCUAUUGACAAGAAAGUGGAACAGUCGAUCUUCACAGCGUGGCAUUGUCCUGAUGGAAUAAAAUUCUCCCUCCUAUUUUCUAAAGCGGUUACUUCCUGCGCCUUAAAAGUUUUCUCCGAGCAGCUGAUAGUAAGAGACUGGUUUCCAAUCCAACCAAAUACAGAACGACGCCUUCCUGGCCGCCGAUCCACGAUUCAAGUCAACAUCCACUUCAGAAACGAAUUGAAUUGAGCGGUUCUUAACUAAAAAAUCGGUGCAUUGGGCUUUUUGGCAUUACCUCGUGCAGCACCUAUACGUCGAUCUUCUCGUUAAGUCCAGCCUUAUUCAAAUAAUUCCAACAAGGUUCUGGGGAAAUGGCUGGCCAAUCGAAACUGUGCUCAUAUGUUGGUCUGACUCGACGAUUUCGGUUUUUAUCAACAUUUGCGACAAUUGGCCAUCUAUGGCCACAUAUGCACAUCAAAUUACAAGCCAGGACUCGACGAAAUCAUAAUUGCGCGUAAUGUACUAUAAACACUGUUCACAUUUUUAGCCGCCCUUCGCGUAUUUUCUCUUGUUGAUAUCCGCCUUUGCCGUGUGCCCAAACAAAACUGAAUCAAUCAAUCACAAAACGGUCACAGAAUUUUCAGUACGAGAUGUCGUCUUUCCAAUAUUAUCCAUAUACAGAUUACUAAAUCCAACUAUUGGAAAAAUAAGGGAAUUUAUUUUAUUACACCUAAUGUUUCAAUAAGUUCAUUUAUCCAUUCGGAAAAAUAUAAUUUUACUUUGUCUCUGAAAUAAGCGAAAAUCGAGUCCUUCACUCAUUGUCGAUUGAUUUUUUUUACACGAAACUUUUUUUUUCAUUUCAACAACAAAUAUGGAUUGGUGAUCCAGCACAUAAAACCUAAUAUUUAAAUAGUAACCAUUGCAACAUGCACAUUGUGCAUAAGCUUGUCAUCGUGCGAAAGCAACACAUCUUGAUCCACUUCCCUGUAUUUUCUCCUUCAAAGAGAUGAUUUAAUUAAUUUACUUUUCCCCGAACUUUUUGAUCCUCUCUUGCUUCUUCACCCGCACGGAAAAAUUGUUUAUUCUCCAGCAAUAAUCUUGGGGCAAACCUUUUUUAUCUCCUUUCCUUUCUUCCUUUCCUUCCUUUCUUCAGUCCAUAAACUAAUCUAUUUUCUUGCUUCCAUUUAUUUAUUACGACCUGAACCCAAGCCAGUGUGAGGAUACUUCAAUUGGUAAGCAAGAUUUUGUAAAUCUUCCAAUAUCCUGCAAAGGGAUACCAAACAUGGUUAGCCAUCAAGACAAUGAUUAUUUUCAUGGAAACUUAUCAACGGUUGUAACACAAAGGAAUUAAUCUCUGGUACAAAUUAAUUUUCUUCACAACUUCAGUAUAACUUGAAAGUAUGGUAACUUCGGUAUGACUUAAAGGUUCUGUGUAGAGAAUGCCAUAUUUCAAUCCAUGUGACACUGACGUCAUAAAAACGUUAAAUUUGUAGGUGUCUGAUUAGCCGGACAUAGUGUUUAUGAAGUAACUUCAAAGAAUUGUGCGUGGCAAAGGGUUGGUCUUAAUAUCGUAGCGAGUAGUUAGAUUAGACAGUAUAAAGGAAAUUAGAAUUCGCAAAAUACUUUUACCUCAUUGUAUGAAAAAUUAUUUUUUUUUUUUUUUUUUUUUUUUUGAGAUAUGCUUCUUGCAGCUUUUCUAAAUUUACAGAAAAUUAUCUAUUAUCGUGAUAUAAAAUGAAAAAAAUAAUCCUAUUUUUUGAAAAAAAAUAUUUAUUUAUUCUUCAACGUAAUCUUCUUCAAGAGGAGCUGUUUUUUUCCGGUGCUCCUCCAACAUUUGUACACCUUUUACCACCUUAACUUACGAUUUUUCCAGCACCUCAAAAUAAACCUCUGUUCCGAAUUUGGCCUCUUCAUUCGAAAAAAUCUCGCGCCCUUCAGCCAUCUGUUCACUUCGGGAACAAAAAACAAUCGUUCGGUCCCAUAUCCCAUGAGUAUUUGGCGCAUAGAAAAGAAUUUCAUAUUUCAUAGCGUUCAAUUUGGUCAUUGCAUAACGGUGUGUUUUUUCUUGGUGCAUCUUGCGAUUGCUCUGGUAGUGUAACAUUAUAUUGCUCUGUAACUGUUUCAACUGUUUUCGAGAUAAUGUAUAUCAAUAAUUCCUUGUGGAUUCCAACAAAUAAUGGAAAAUGCCUCCCUAGUUGUUUUAGCACCUUUGGUUGAUUUUGGAGGCUUUCCCCUGGUUCUAACCACUGGGCAAAUCGUUUAUUGGACUCUGACACGUAGUAGUGUAUUCGUGUCUCAUCAAUUGUAGCACACCGACCGAAUCCUCUUGGAGCACGCCAUCUAAGCAGAGUUUUGAAUCAUUCACACCUUGUUGCACAUCAUAUACAAAAUUCUUUCAUAUGAAAAUAUUCUUGCAUGAUAUUUCAGACAUGUUCUCUUCAUAUCUCCACAGCUUCGACAAUUUCAUUUUCAUUUUUUCUUCUUCUUCAGCCUCUGUCCCGUUCACAAGCAAAGUCGGCUCUUGUUUGGCUGCGCCACUUUGCUCUGUCAAAAGCCUGAUCUAGAUGUAAUUACGAGGCUUUCAAAUCUCCAUCCAGCGUAUCAAGCCACCGUUGCUUCGGCCGGCCUUUUGGUCUUUUCCCAUCAACUUCCAUCGAACACUCCUCUCUCACAAUUUUUCCACGAUCAGUACAUCCCCAUAUCGAUGGCGAAUAUCCUCAUUUCAGAUAUGAGCAAGGCGUGUCAAGCUACUCGUCGGACGAAACAUCUUCGUCUCCAUUACCGCAAGAUGCGGUUUAUUGUCUUUUAUAGUCCGCCAACACUCAGAACUGUAGGAAGCGACGGGACUGACGACACUACGGUAAAUUUUCGACUUGAGACGUUUCUUUGAGAUGUCGAUCACAAAGAUCAUUCAAGUUGCAUUAAUACGUGAAGCAAUUUCAUAACACAUUUGACCAUUGAGAUAUUUGAAUUGCUUAGUUCUGGGCAGGCCACUUUUCGAUCAUAUAAAACAAUGCGUUGGAUUUUAUCGAUAUUUUCUCGGCCGUUCAAAACGUUCAUUACAUCGAUUCUUGUAUCACCAUUAAAUCAGAGAGAGGGAGAAAGGAAAAUGUCAUUUUAUCGAACUUUUGUCAGUCAGCGUAUUGAGCGAUUAUAAUGUUUACUAGGUGAUAAACAAAGUAAUGUUUUAUUGCUUUCAGCGCUUUCGGGCAGUUCAAUCAGAUCACAAUGACCGUUCAAGAUAAAAAUAUUAUUGUCUGGUAUUUUCGAAGUAUACAAAUUUCUUCAUACCAACAAAGGAGCGUCACACUAAUGUGCACCAAUUUUAUGUUAAUGAAUGUACAUUAUAACCCCUAACUUUCUGGCUUUAAAUAUCAUAAAAAAUAGGCGAUAAUGUCCUUCGAGAGAACAGAAUGUCAAAAUCGGGACUGUUUUUCCGUUUUCUCCAGUUGCUAUUUGAUUGACAACUUUAGACUCUUUCUCAGCAGAUAUCUGUCCUGUGUUAUUUAUCAUUUCAAGCCCUGAUUCAUCGUGAUUCAAGAGAUUUUCAUGACUUAUUUUUCAAUUUAUGUUGUUUGAUCCUAUCUCCACCUUCACGUAGUAGUCCCUAGUAGUAGUAGGACUAUUUUAAUACUUUGAUCCAUGAAAAUAAUUCCAGAUUAAGAAAACAGUUAGGAAGGGUACUAAGAAAACGAAAGGAUGGGUUUAGGUAAAUGCAGCUAACAGAUGGCAUCAGUAAAGAUAUGUGCAAUUUUAACUUUUGAUAAGAAUUCUGUCACCGGGGGACCAUGCUUAAGCUCGCCAUCCAUCUAGAGUUCGCAUUCGACCGACGACCGUAACGUGGAUGAGAUGCAGUAUUGACUGUUCAGGCAGCCGGUGAUCAAAGGAAAAAUGAUUCGACCAACCGGCUAGUGUAGGCUGUGAGCGAGAAAUUUACUGGCAUCUUUAUCGCUAGGGUACAUUUUCGAUAAUACACACAAAAAUGUCUCAAACGCUUCCACGUUCAGAGUUAAACCAAUGAUGUUGCUGCUUGUCGGAAAGGGUAUGGUGCAUUCAAUCAACUGGCGCCCGCGUGCAUUGCGGGCUCUUCCGGCGUAACCGACAGGCCGCACUGAGCGUGAAAGGCAGGCUUUAAUGGCCCACACGUCACCUUGCUUACGACCCAUCGAAGUAGAUUAGCUUGACAGCUGUUCAUGAGAUGAGCUGUUCACUGGUCCAAUUGGUAUGUCGCGCCAAUGAUUAUUUUUAUAACACGUAAUUAAUUAAUCAAUUAAAAGCAUAAAAAUAGCUACGCAUAACACUAAUCAACGGGGCCACCAUCCUGUUUAUAUAAUUCGUUUAUUAAUUUUUCUAUGGUAUUUUGACUGAUUUCCUCCCAAGCCGAACGGAGCGCUAAUUCUAACUGGUUUUUCAUAAAAAACUGUCGGGCAUUCGCAUACACUCUUCUCACCACAAUGCCUCGAACAUUUUCUUUCAUAUUUGUAUCGGGCGAAAUACCUACACAAUCAGGCCGACCUGUCAGUUACGUCUGAAUAGUCAACCGGUGGUAAGAAUUUGAACUGUUCAGGCUGCCGGUAAUCGAUUGAACCGGCUAGCCGGAGAGAUCGUAAACCGAUACACGUGUGCGUUAAUGCGAACAGUAGGCCGUAAGCACGAAUUGCAUGGGUAUUUUCAUCGCUAAGAGAUAUUUUCUAUAAAUCCUAAACACAAAAAAGUCCCAAAUUUGCACCUCACCGCCUUUCACGGUCAGAGUUGAACUGAGGUGCGGUCCGGCUUAUCAACACGUGAUCCAUUCCCCUAAUUGUUCAAGAAAAAACGAUGAUCAAUUAUAAGCAAGAAGACUGCCUUUUUUAUUAUUAUUAUUUUCUGAUAGUAUUGACCUUUGCCAUUUUUGACGUGCCUUUAGAUAUGUAAUCCAAUUUUUUCCGUUGUUGAUGAUUAGCUGAUAUAAUUUUUACGCAGCUUCCUUGAACCCUAAAGAUUUUCCGUCGAAUUUUCAUCUGAAGACGGAUAGUCCAUUCUACAUGGGGUCAGCACAGAUGAUUGGGCUAAUUGUCUUCUCGAAGAUCCCAACUUCGAUUUAACCAAUUUUACGCAAUUAUGAAUGAAGUGCAUUGUUUACUACUCCGAUUUAUUCUUCUUCAAUACUACAACAGCCGAAAUCAGGCGCUGCACUCACACUGAUGGCGCGAUGGUUGAAGGAUAGAGCACUAGCCCCUCGAUCUCCUUGCUCCGAAUUCGAAUCCCGGUCGUCAUAGAUGUUUUGUGUUUGCCUUCGUGCUUGUCUCUGUUGCUGCAGGUUAUCAUUUGCACAACAAUAAGUAGGCAAAUUGUCUAAUAGUAUUUCUAAUAUGUAGAAUCUUCAAAUUCAAAGCAGAUGCUGAAUUUUGUCUGAACAUCGGUGGUACUAAGAAUGUAAUAAAGGCUAUAGAUCACUUAUAAAAUUCCGAUUAAUGAUACAUUGUGAUUUUAGAGGAAAACGCGAUAAAAAUUUUCCAAUUAAAAUUUAUAUUUAUAAGCGGGGUACUUUUCUCAUCCUUUGGACAUUGAGUAGAAUCUUGAAAUUAACUUUAAACAAAAUUUCUUUUCAAUCGAAAUGCGAAUUGAUUGCGUCGAAAAAAAUGUAAUGUAUAUUUUUUAUAUAUAAAAAAUUGUUAAUUUUAAAUCUUUAGAAAACCAAAAUUUAAAGUAAUGAAAAAAUAUAUAAAAUAUAUGAAUGUGCCUCGCCUUUGGCUAAACAAAAUUGUUUUAAAAAAUGAAAACAUUUUUAUAGUUAAAAGAUUGAUUAGAACCAAAAGAAAAUUAAAAAUGAAAAUGCUUUAAAGAGAAAAAAAAUCAAUCAAUGCGAAUUUCGAUGAAACCAAAAUGACACUUUUUGACAGACCAGACGAGAUAGUAAGUGUAAAGUCUUUUCAAUUUAUUAUUCAAUUCGUGUUUUCAAAGAAUUUUUAAUAUGAAUGUAAAUGAAAUCAUUUAAAAUUAUUUUACUUCGAAUUGUACUUUUACUAAACUUAAGAAAAACUUCUGUAAUAAGCAUGUAUUGUGUUUCAAAGUAAAUAUUGUAACAAAAAAAAUAAUAAUGAAAUAACACGAUUUGAAAGGAUCAAAGCUAUCCAUAUAAAAUAAAUGAGGUACACAAAAACAGUAAAUGGAAACUCAACUCGCUUCGUCAUUAAUAAAUUCAUUGACGAAGCAUCAAAUACACUAAAUAAAUUGCAGCAAAAAAAAGAAUAUCUAGAAAUUUGCAAUAUUUUUUGUACGCGCAUUGAAUAAAUAACUAGUAUCUACUUACAAGAAACAAAACAACAUGAAAACCAAAUAAAUAAUUUCUAAUUUUAUCCAAUUUAUAAAUAAAAACAUGAAAGAGAAGUAAAAUCGAAAACAACACUGUAAUGGAUAAUACAAGUAAAAUUAAGUGAAGGAAAAAAUACAUAAAAGGAGACAAAAAAAAACAAAAAAUAUAAAUUGAGACACGAUAUUUUCAUAUAUGCAACAACAAACAAGAAUACAUUUAACAAUAAUAAAUAACAACUACUCGAGAGAUUCAAUGAAUAAUAAUAAUUAUGUAUCAACACAAAGACAAGAAAAAACAAAAGUGAAAUACAAAAUAGUGUAGAGUUCUUGUGUACUGACAUAUCUAUACUGUAGUAAAUGACUGAAAGGAAUUUCGAAAAGCAAA